This is a messenger RNA of Linum trigynum, 390 nucleotides long. The record is from the annotation of a GenBank genome assembly. NCBI's taxonomy places the organism in Eukaryota, Viridiplantae, Streptophyta, Magnoliopsida, Malpighiales, Linaceae.
AUGGAGAUUGGAGGGUUAGGAGAGGAUGGAGGAGCUGAGCCUCAAGAUCAGGGGACGGAGAUGACGAAAGAGGCGGAGGAGCAUGAUGGGAAAGGGAGUCCGAGGAAGGACGGGAACGCACAGGCAGAGGGCGCCCCGCUCACAAAAGAGGAGUUACUUCAGAUCAUCGAGAGCCAAGAUCACGCGCUCGAGAUCUUGAAAAAGGAGGUUGAGGCGCUCAAGAGGAAUGGAGGCGACCCGAACACGCCUGGCGCGAAGAGAAAGGAGCGAGACGAAGAAGGGGAGGGGGCGUCCAGCCUAAUGAGGCGCACUGAAGAGAUGGGGCACCUGACCAGACACUUGGAAUCAGAUUAUGACGAAUACAACGGAUGGGCGCAGAGACGUGCAUGA